AUGAUGAGUAAUAUUGAAAGCGAUAUUGUUGAAUCUGUUGCUGCAGCUCUAUACAUUGAUUGUGGAUUUAACUUGCAACAUACAUGGAUGAUUUUUAGACACUUACUUGAACCGUUAGUCAUGCUUGAUGUCAUUUUAGCUGAACCACAACCUAUUACAGCAUUGUAUGAGGCGUGUCAGAAGGACGGAAAACAACUUGAUAUACAAUACCGGAGGAAUGGUGACAGAACCAUUGCAAGUGUCUAUAUGGAUGGUACACUUAUCACAUCCCGCUCUUCUGACACCAAAGAGAAUGCAAAGCUUCAUGCAGCCGAGGCCACUUUGUUAAAAAUAACAAAACUGAAAACCAGUGAUAUGGGCCCACAAGCUAUUGUUAAUUUUAAUGAAGCAACGGAGACUGAAGGUGCCAAACAGAAACCAAAUGAAUUAUGCAACAUUUCCACAUUUUUUGCACGGGCUUUCAUUGCAAAAUCUUUAUCUAUCAUGUCAUCGACUAACUGCUCAUAA
Molecule: messenger RNA, 507 nt
Organism: Helianthus annuus (common sunflower)
Lineage: Eukaryota; Viridiplantae; Streptophyta; Magnoliopsida; Asterales; Asteraceae
Product: ribonuclease 3-like protein 2
Exons: 3
Coding region: 1-507 (168 amino acids)
Biological process (GO): siRNA processing
Cellular component (GO): cytoplasm; nucleus
Molecular function (GO): ribonuclease III activity; RNA binding
Source: RefSeq, a predicted model, not a curated record